AUGUUUGUCCUGGGUGUCAACUUCCCUGACUAUGAUUCCGAUGUCUUAGGGAACAUGAUACUCGCCAUGAACAUUCAUGUUCCGCACUCCCAUCCUUUGUCUCCUGGAUCCUCUGUUCACUCAUUCGACACCGACAGCGAUUCAAACUCAUCUGCAGGCACGGAACUUUCGCACUCGUUUUCGGGUUCCACCACCAAAAGAGAAGCCGCCUCAUCACAACAAUCCCCUUUGCAAUGGAACAAAUGCACCCACACAUCACCGCGAAUAGCGGGCUUGCUCCCCACACCUUUGUCUUCGUUCAGCUGGGAUUGCUCUGGUCCUUUACUGGGGACUGGGAGAAAGCUCGCCAGGGUCAUCCUAAUGAUGACAAACGUGGACGAUGGAAGCCGAGCGGAUUUGCAGUGGUUGUUCGACUCAGCCCGAAAGGCAAGCCUGGCGAACUCUACGUGCUCCACCAUCCCAACGCAAAAACCUGAACUGAAGAAAUUUGAGGAUGACCUCGUUGGGGAGCGAAAGUCACGCAAGAACAAAAAGAAAACCACCGAGCCAGGCGUCUUCCUCAAGUCCUAUAACCCUGGACAUCCUCAUCCCAAGAGCGACUCUUCUUUCUGGAUUGCCAAGAUUGCCAACAGUAUCCAGGAGUUGGGAUCGUAUGAGCGCAAGUUUGAGUUUGAUGUUGUCUCCUCUAACAAAUUCCACAUCGUCAAUGCAAAGAUUUGGAAUUACGGACUAGAUGGACCUACUCUCAUUCCUGUACGUGAGCCGGAGGAAAUUGACAGUUGA
This is a messenger RNA of Fusarium redolens, 783 nucleotides long. RefSeq lists its product as uncharacterized. The record is from RefSeq and is a predicted model, not a curated record. NCBI's taxonomy places the organism in Eukaryota, Fungi, Ascomycota, Sordariomycetes, Hypocreales, Nectriaceae. The transcript has 2 exons. The coding region runs from base 1 to 783 and encodes 260 amino acids.